UCUGGUCUGUCGAAGACACGAUCUAAUUCCGAGGAUGGCCAUGGAAGAUCAGUGGAGCUUCAUUACAAGUGAACAGCAAAUGCACAUUAAAACAGCAAUUGAGAAAAGUCUUGCUGAAGGAGUUGCAAAGAUCAAUGAGUAUUUAGAAGAGCAGAACAACACUCCACUAAAGAUUGCCGUCACUGGAGAAUGUGGCUCUGGAAAAUCCACCUUCAUUAAUGCUUUCAGAGGCAUUAAUGACAGCGAUGAAGGAGCUGCCCCUACUGGAGUUGUUGAAACCACCACAGAGGUCAAAGCGUAUCCUCAUCCGAACCUCCCCAAUGUCACAUUGUGGGAUCUUCCUGGUGUUGGAACCCCCAACUUCCCAGCUGAUGGGUACUUGAAGAAGGUUGGAUUUGAGAAGUUUGACUUCUUCGUCAUCAUCUCAGCUGCUCGAUUCAAAGAAAAUGAUGUGAGACUCGCUCUGGAGAUCAAGAGGAUGGGGAAAAAAUUCUACUUUCUUCGUUCCAAGAUCGACUUUGAUAUAAGCAACGAGGAAAGAAGUAAGAUCAAUUUUGACAGACAGGAGACUCUCAAAGCCAUCAGAGAAAACUGCAUUGAAGGUCUUCGUCAUGAAGGCAUUGAGGCUCCACAGGUCUUCCUGGUGUCCAGCUUAGAGCUCCACCAGUUUGAUUUCCAUUUGCUGGAGGAGACAUUAGAGAGAGAGCUUCCUGAACACAAGAGGCACGCUUUUGUGUGUGCUUUGCCUAAAAUCAGCAAGGAGAUCAUCAAGAAGCAGAAGGAUGCUUACCAAGCACAAAUCAAGUAUUAUUCUGCUGUGUCUUCACUUGGAGCAGCUGUACUGACCUCUGGGCUUUCUAAUGUUGAUAUGGCCUUAGUGAAGAAAGUUGUUGUGCAGUAUGUGAUCGGGUUCGGGCUUGAUGAGAAGUCACUGAAGAGGCUUUCUGACUCCUCAGGUGUACCGUACUCUGAGCUUCUUUCUGUCAUGACUUCACAACUGGGAGCAACAACGAUCACCGAUGAACUCAUCCAGAAGCUGCUGAAGCAAAGUCCAAUAGCUUUGGCAUUAAUAGCUGCAGAGGAAAUAUCCAGAUUCUUUGUUGUUAUUGGGAUUCCAGUAUCAAUGAUCCUCUCUGGUGUUUCCACUUACAAGAUUCUGAAACUUUUCCUCAACGUCGUCGCUGAUGAUGCUCAGAGAGUGUUUGAAAAGGCCGUUAAAAAAACCCAGUGAGGUGUGAUUCUGUGACACAUUUCAAAGUGGUGCACUCAAGUUCCUCUGAGCAGAUUAAAUAUGUGUUAAAUACACAAUAUAUGCAAUGGAGUCAUGCAUUUAUUACAGCAAUGUUUUUUUUUUUUAAAUUUUCUUGUAUGUUAAAUGUCAGUACUUUUUGCAAUUAAUGUUGAAGCAUGUGAUGGCAAUCAUUUCAAGAUCUGAACCAGCAUAAUCAGCAGAUAUUUUCAGAUUAUUAUUAUAUGUGAUAUGUGGAGGGAUUAUCGAUUUAAACAAUAUAAAUGACAAUCUACGCUUGUAAUUGUUGUUGAAAUGUUACUUUUGUUCGAGUCUUUUCUGAGGUUGAUUUGUAUUAUUUGGUCAUAAUGAUGUUUGUAUAUUAUUAGUCUUCACUUAUUUCUAGUGAUCAUAUUAAGAACGUACAGCCAGAUAAAAUUCAGAUUUCAACUAUUGCUUUUUCUUUUGUGUCUUUAUCCAGCUGGAAUUUGUAAGCAGUCAUGUAAU
Messenger RNA from Salarias fasciatus (jewelled blenny), 1735 nucleotides. RefSeq names its product interferon-inducible GTPase 5-like. The coding region runs from base 35 to 1231 and encodes 398 amino acids. Gene Ontology annotation, molecular function: GTP binding. Lineage: Eukaryota; Metazoa; Chordata; Actinopteri; Blenniiformes; Blenniidae. The transcript has 3 exons. The record is from RefSeq and is a predicted model, not a curated record. Gene Ontology annotation, cellular component: membrane.